Molecule: messenger RNA, 2048 nt
Organism: Fusarium redolens
Lineage: Eukaryota; Fungi; Ascomycota; Sordariomycetes; Hypocreales; Nectriaceae
Exons: 1
Coding region: 177-1604 (475 amino acids)
Biological process (GO): cell wall biogenesis; regulation of fungal-type cell wall biogenesis
Cellular component (GO): mating projection tip
Source: RefSeq, a predicted model, not a curated record
UGCGACCAUCAAGUCUUUCUGGCAUACUAUGACCAGUUAUGACAGACGUAUGCGACCCCUGAUCCUCGAGCGCAACAUUUCAAAAACUUCAUACUGAAUAACUUGCAGAUUCCUCAUUCGACUCUCCUUACCGAACCGGUCGACAUGUCCCCUUACAGAACGGUCGAGGUGGUAUUAUGACUGGCGUAGCAACAGCCUCCGAUUCUCGAAACGAUGUCUCAUCUCCCUACUCCGACGAAACUGGCCGAGCUUCUCCUCUUCAACCCGACGGCGCUACUUUCGCUCCCACAAGCGCCCCUUAUUCGCCUGGCCUGAGAUCAAUGAGCGCGCGCAAUGCUAGCCAGGGCGAUGGCUUCGAGGUGCAGAGCCCCGGCGACGUCCCAAUGCAAAACUUUUCCGAUGGCCUCCCCCCUGCUCCGCCAGUUGCGCACUCCUGGAGGCGCAUAGACGCAUGGGCAGAUGAUAACUAUCCAGAGCUUUACGACCAGCUAUGCGAAGGUGCUACCAACAAUGAUCUGAACGACCUGGAGCAUCAGCUUGACUGCUCUCUCCCUCAAGACGUCCGCGACUCGCUUAUGAUUCACGAUGGUCAAGAACGAGGAGGAAUGCCCACAGGAAUUAUUUUUAGCCACAUGUUGCUGGAUUGCGAAGAGAUUGUUCAGGAAUGGGAUAACUGGAGGACCGUCAAUCACCAGUAUUUGCUCGAAACAUCUGUUAACAAGCCCUCUACCCCUUCCAAAGCUUUCGGUGGCAGUAAUGAGGCUUCUUCUUCCAAGCAAGGCGCGGCAGCUGGCGGCAGCCCUGGUCCUUGGAGACAAGAUCUCCUUUCUCGCCAAGACUGCGUACCUCCCAAUGCUGUCCAAAAGGCAUAUGCCCAUAGCUCAUGGAUCCCGCUCGUCCGUGACUGGGGUGGCAACAACCUAGCUGUCGAUUUGGCUCCUGGUCCUGGCGGUCAGUGGGGCCAGAUCAUUCUAUUUGGCCGUGACUACGAUACCAAGUACGUUGUCGCCCGCUCUUGGGCUGCAUUCCUGGCUGUUGUUGCAGAUGAUCUCAACAGUGGCAAGUGGUACGUGGAUGAGGAAACCAACGAGCUGAAGUUGCGAGAGUUCAAAGAGACAAGGGUCGAGCCACCAUACUUCAGCAUCCUGAGGUGGAGAAUGGAUCAGAAAUACGGAAGAAGGGCAGCUUCGAACCGAAGGUCGAUGGGGCCCAAGCCUAAUUCUCCUCUUGGUUCCCGCUCCUCUUCGCCUUAUGGCAGUGGUGGUGAGAACGGCGAGCCCCGGGGCCGAUCUAUGCAACGACUCAGUGGAUCAUCUCCUUUGGCUAGCCCUAGACCAGGCCCAGGAUACGGAAAGGCGACACCCUUGAGUAAAGUAACAGAGGAGACGACAAUCCCAGAGCUCGCCGACGCAUACAUUCAGCCUGAGAAGCUUGUGGAGGUCGAAAGUCCUCGGCAAAGCCAAGAUAGCAAGACUCCGAAAGUGACAACUAGCAUCCCCCGGGUGGAAUCCGACCUCCUCAAGGUGGAAGAAGAACCAUCCCCCAAGGCGAACGGUAAAAAGCCUGAGGUGGUUGACGAAUCGAUGAAGACGAUCGAGAUUUAAAGCACCGAGAGAUUGGCAGUGUAUUUUGCAAUAGACGAAAGCACGGGGACUGGCAUAGGGAAAAUGAUUGCAUGAGACUCGUUAUUUUUAUCAACUUCUGGCCAAGGCUUCAGGCGGAGCGACGCACCGGGAGGGUACACACAGAUUUGGCGUUCAAGGCGUCGUGAGAAAUACGCAAGAUUCCAUGAUUCUUUCUAUGAGAGUCAAACUUUUUAUUUUCUCCUUUCUGCACUCCUCAGCUAGACCAUUUCUGGGAGGAACGCGGAAACAGCAUACAAGCCUUAGUAUACUAUGAUAGCUUUGUUUAUUACUCAGGGACGAUGAUGUGGAUAGGUUACCGGGAUAGUUAGAGCUGUGGGUAUACUGCAGCUGGAUGAAACCUCUCAUAGUGAUAGGAUGGAUGGUAAUCAUUGUAUGAAUAAGAAUUCAUAUUUCCAUUUAAAA